CCCGCCCCCGCCCGGCACCCGUAGCCGUCGCAGGGGUCGGGCGGGCGGCGCGGUCGGAGGUCGCGGCAAGAUGGCGGGCGUGCCGGCCGUGCGCAUCAGCAUCGAGUCGGCGUGCGAGAAGCAGGUGCAGGAGGUGGGGCUGGAUGGCAGCGAGACCUACCUGCAGCCGCUCUCCAUGUCCCAGAACCUGGCGCGCCUGGCGCAGCGCAUCGACUUCAGCCAGGGCUCUGGCUCCGAGGAGGACGAGCCGGGUUCGGCGGGCCGCGCCUGGGCCGAGCCGGGCGAGGCGGAGGAUGAGGAAGGGUUGGUGAAGUUUCAACCAUCCCUCUGGCCUUGGGAUUCGGUGAGGAACAACUUGAGAAGCGCCUUGACCGAGAUGUGUGUGUUGUAUGAUGUUCUGAGCAUUGUGAAGGAUAAAAAAUUCAUGACUCUAGAUCCAGUUGUGCAAGAUCCCCUUCCUCCAAAGCAGAAUCCUCAGUUUCUCCAGUUGAUUUCAAAAAAGAAGUCAUUAGCUGGAGCAGCUCAAAUCCUGUUGAAAGGAGCAGAAAGAUUAUCCAAAUCAGUAGCAGAAAACCAGGAAAAUAAGCGACAAAGAGACUUCAACUCUGAGCUGCUGAGACUGAGACAACACUGGAAGCUGAGGAAAGUGGGAGACAAAAUUCUUGGUGAUCUGAGCUACAGAAGCGCAGGCUCCCUUUUUCUUCAUCAUGGCACGUUUGAGGUGAUAAAGAACACUGACAUUGACCUGGAUAAAAAGAUACCUGAGGAUUACUGUCCUUUGGAUGUUCAAAUUCCAAGUGAUUUAGAGGGAUCAGCAUAUAUCAAGGUUUCUAUUCAAAAGCAAGCUCCAGACAUUGGUGACCUCGGGACAGUCAACCUCUUUAAAAGACCCAUGCUAAAAUCAAAACCAGGCUCUCCCCACUGGCAGACAAAGUUGGAGGCUGCACAGAACGUUCUUUUAUGUAAAGAAAUCUUUGCCCAGCUGUCACGAGAAGCUGUUCAAAUUAAAUCCCAGAUUCCUCACAUUGUUGUGAAAAAUCAGAUCAUCUCCCAGCCUUUCCCAGGUUUACAGUUGUCUAUUUCUCUGUGUCACUCGUCCAAUGACAAAAAGUCACAAAAGUCUGCUUCUGAGAAACAGAAUCCAGAUGAUCAUCUUUAUGUUCUGGAACAUAAUUUGCAUCAGCUUAUCAGAGAGUGUCACAAGCAAACCCUGAGCUCAACAGUGAUGCCACAUCCAGCUAGUGCACCUUUUGGCCAUAAGAGAAUGAGACUUGCAGGACCCCAAGCUUUUGAUAAAAAUGAUAUCAGUUCUUUGCAGUCAAAUGAAGGCCUUCUGGAAAAGAUAAUAAAGCAGGCAAAGCACAUCUUCCUGAGGCGCAGAACUGCUCGAACCAUUGACAGUCUGGCCAGUCGUAUUGAGGAUCCUCAGAUUCAGGCCCACUGGUCCAAUAUAAAUGAUGUUUAUGAAUCCAGUGUUAAAGUUCUAAUAACUUCUCAAGGAUAUGAACAAAUAUGCAAAUCCAUUCAACUACAGCUGAACAUUGGCGUUGAACAGAUCAGAGUUGUGCAUAGAGAUGGAAGAGUUAUUACACUGUCCCAUCAAGAGCAAGAACUGCAGGAUUUCCUUUUGUCUCAGAUGUCGCAGCACCAAGUCCAUGCAGUUCAGCAGCUUGCAAAAGUUAUGGGAUGGCACGUGCUGAGUUUCAGUAAUCACGUUGGUCUGGGGCCGGUGGAGAGCAUUGGCAAUGCAUCUGCAAUAACGGUAGCGUCACCAAAUGGAGACUAUGCCAUUUCAGUACGUAACGGCCCAGAAAGUGGCAGCAAAGUUAUGGUUCAGUUUCCACGGAGUCAGUGCAAGGAUCUUCCCAAAGGCGAUGUGCUGCAGGACAACAAGUGGAAUCACCUUCGAGGGCCCUUCAAGGAAGUACAGUGGAAUAAAAUGGAAGGGCGGAACUUUGUCUAUAAAAUGGAACUCCUCAUGGCUGCCCUAACUCCAUGUUAAUAAUCCAUCUGCCUCUCCCUGGGGGUUGGAAUCAUCACUGAGCUGCAUACAAUCACUGCUGAGCAGCAGAGGGAAGUGGAAGCUAUGACACAAUGCAAGAAAGCAAACCCAAAUGUAUUUCCUGUACAGAUAUGUCCAUUGUUGUGUUUCUAAUAAAACUUUUUUCAACAACAUCUAAAAUAAACUUCUGGGAAGGUUCCUUUCAGCUGUUUCUUUGCAGCUUGCUCUAUCUAGAGUAGCAUGGGUGUCACUGAUGUAUUUUUCUUUUAUAAAAUUAAUUCAGUAGUUCUUUGCUAUAUGAAAGGUGUCUGCUGAGUCAUUCCCUUCCCUCUCAUGCUCUUACUUUUCUCAAUAGAUCUUUGUAAGGAUUUCUGAGAGAUGAAAAUUACCAGAAUGGAAUUGUGCUAUUGCUAAGCCUUUUAGUGGCUUAGACCAUGGAGACUGGCUAUCUUGGGGGAAGCUAAUGUGCUCGUUUGAUGAGAAGGGGGACAGCAGAGGAGAAGCAGAGCUCUCUUGUCAAGAAUUAAAGCUAAAGAAAGCUUAAGGAACAGUCUUCACUGCGGGACAUUCUUGAGCUGGAGUUUGUACAUGGAUGUGGCUUCUGGGUGAUCCAUUUUUUUUUUUUUUUGAGAGAGAGAAAUUUGGUGGCAAUUCUAAAAGUUGAGAGUGCUACAAAGUCACAGCUUGUGGCAAACAUCUUUCCUUUCUGAUGGCUAUAGGUGAGCCUGUGUGGUUGUUGGUUUCUUUGCUUGUGUCUUCUGUCCUUGUUUUUUGCAAGCAUGUAGAGGAAAGGGUCUUCCUCUGCUUGCAAAAUUCUGGCAAUUUGAGUUUGGGGGUGACUUGUGUAACCUCAUGUCUGGAUAGCAGCAGGUAACUCAUGCAGUAGACCUUGCAUCUCCACAGGUUCGUUGUUUUGCUUGUUUGAGGUUUUUUCCUGCGCUGUCAUUGAUUAUCAUUCAAGGAAAAAAUAAUAUCCUGAAGAUAGGCUCUUCUGAGUUCUUUAAAAAUAAAAGUAGUCAUGUUUUUGUC
Molecule: messenger RNA, 3031 nt
Organism: Strigops habroptila (Kakapo)
Lineage: Eukaryota; Metazoa; Chordata; Aves; Psittaciformes; Psittacidae
Gene: MED17
Product: mediator complex subunit 17
Exons: 12
Coding region: 71-2002 (643 amino acids)
Biological process (GO): regulation of transcription by RNA polymerase II
Cellular component (GO): core mediator complex; mediator complex
Molecular function (GO): transcription coregulator activity
Source: RefSeq, a predicted model, not a curated record